Messenger RNA from Rhagoletis zephyria (snowberry fruit fly), 887 nucleotides. RefSeq lists its product as uncharacterized. NCBI's taxonomy places the organism in Eukaryota, Metazoa, Arthropoda, Insecta, Diptera, Tephritidae. The record is from RefSeq and is a predicted model, not a curated record.
CGAGGUGAACGUGUUAAAUCGAAAGUGUUAUUUAAAAUGAAAUUCCUGCUCUUAGUUAUGUUGGCGUUAGUGGCCAUGACCAACAGUUACGAGUUUCAGGAGCGGUUAGAUGGUUACGAUCGCUCCAUAUCCAGCCAAGUAGUCGACCACAUUGAACGCAUACGCGCACAAAUGCCGUGCGGCUUCCCUGGACUCGGUUUGGGCCCAUUAUCUCCGGCGCAGCUCUCCCAUCGCCAAAUAGCGCUCAAUUCCGAUGGUUUAGCUUUGGCGGCUGAAAUCGAUAACUUUGUACUCUACGGUCUAGAUGACUUCAAUAUCGUGCAGUUCAAGAUUAGUGUUUUAACACGGAAGAUCAACUUCCAAUUUCGCUGGCAAAAGGUUCAUUUGGUUACCGAUUACAAAAUGGAUGUGAAUAGUGGCAAUCGUAUAAAGUUAGGGCGCAAUGGGGGCGCCAAAUUUGCCAUUGAAGAUUUGAUUGUAGUAGGCUCGGCUAAAUACAGCAUUAUUGGGAAGGUGCGCUUGAGGGAAUUCAAAGCUAGCGUCACCAUUGGAAAUGUGAAAUCGGAAAUUGAAAAUUUGUCACAAAUCAAAAUUGUCAAUAAGAAAUUGAAUGAAAUUAUUGAGGAAUGGAUUUUGUUGGCGGUGAAUGAGAAUACUGAGGAAAUGGAGGAGAUGGCUAAUGACUUUGUGGUGCCAUUGGCGAAUGAUUUGAUUGGCGAUCGCACUUUGGCUGAUCUUAUUGCAUUGAUUGUUGGCGGUGGCGGUAGCAGUGGCGAGGAUACACCGAAGGAAUGCGCAAGCCAAUUGGUUUCCUUGUGAUAAGCUAAUAUGAAUUCAUAUUAUAUGAAUAGAUAUGUGUAAGGAUUUUUUACGAACAAACAAAAUAA